AUGGGGAUGAAGGGCUACUGUAAAUUGUUCGACAUCAACGACACCUACUACUUUGUCAUCUACCCGGAAACAGCCCAGCGCUUUCCCAUCGAUGAGAAGCUUGGCGCGAAUCUGUACGCCGCAUGCAACAAGGUCGUCAUUACGACAUCCGCUGAGCGACUCGAAGUGCUCCAGAAUGCUUCGAACGCUUGGGAUGGCGAGCUGAAAAAGGCCACCAGCUACGAGCUGCAGCAGCUGAACAAUGGGAAGGCGAUUCCCUACAGCAAUUGGAUGUGCGAGGAGCCGGGCUGCGGGCUGAUGGAGAACCUGUGGCUGAAUUUGACGGAUGGUGCCAUUCGUUGCGGGCGUGCCCAGUUCAUCAGCGAAGGCGAGAAGAGCAAGGGCAACAACCACAUGAAACAGUACUACGACGCGACCGGCUAUUCCCUUGUGGUAAAACUCGGGACGAUAGAACAAAAUGGAAAUGCUGACGUGUUCUCGUAUGCUGAAGAUGAUGCGGUCGUCGACCCGAACUUGCGCAAGCAUCUCGCCCACUUUGGACUGGACAUUGACUGCUUGGAGAAGACGGAGAAGAGCACGCUGGAGCUGGAGCUGGACAUGAAUCAGAAG
Molecule: messenger RNA, 609 nt
Organism: Mesorhabditis spiculigera
Lineage: Eukaryota; Metazoa; Nematoda; Chromadorea; Rhabditida; Rhabditidae
Source: the annotation of a GenBank genome assembly